CAUCUCGAUCAAUAUGUACCUGUGUUCCUCUUUGUGAUAUUUUGGGACCUGUUCCAGUCGACAACCCACAAAGCCAUUUUAGCUGAACAAUCCAAUUAAAAGAGUGGGAGAGGAGAGAGGUCACACCAGGCUGAAAUCAUCGCCUGAGAAGAAGCGGCAAGUCUGUGGUAAAUGAGCCAGGUAAGCUCAGCUGCGGUGCUGUUUACCCGCUCCUCCUACUUCAUCUUCACCCAGACUCCACUCUGGAUCCUGAAUUUGGGUUUCGUGGCUCCAGAAACGGACAAAGAAAGCGAACAAGGCAAGACUGAGGUGUCGCUCCCUGCCUGGGUGCUCUGCCAUGACACAUCUGUCCAUCUGUCAAGCAUACAGGCCCAUCAAUCAAACAGCUGAAUGCAGGCAAGUGAGCCCCAUCUGCUGCCACACAGGGGGAUAUAAGAAGAAGAAGAAGAAAUGACACAGCUUUUCCCGGCUCCAUCCCAUUUGGCUCUGACUCAGAAAAGCUGGCUUUGACACUUGCACCGUGCUGCUUCCAGCAGUGAGGUUGGAGAGAAGCGAUGGUGGUUGUGAGGGGGGGUCCUCAACGCGGCGCAGGCACUGUGAACGAGCGGCGAGCGGGAGCGCGCGUAUAGGAAGGAAGGGAAGGAAGGAGCUGAGGCAGACCAGUCGCCAGCGGAGCCGGAGCCCAAGAAGACAGCGGAUGCGCGGAGCCGAGCGUGUGUGUCGCCCUUGUCGUUUUUUACAGCAGCCGAAAGCAGCGUCCGGCAGCGCGAACCCUGCCCGAAAAUGAUGCUCAAACUCGUCCAUCUCCUCGGGGUGCUCGUCUGCGGCAGUCAAGCCGCCCUGCAGGUGUCCAUAUCCUUGAACAAAGUGGAGUUAAGUGUUGGAGAGUCCAAAUUCUUCAUCUGUACAGCUAUCGGUGAGCCGGUGAGGCUGGAGUGGUACAACCCGCAGGGCGAGCGCAUCGCGCCCUCCAAGCGGAUGGCGCUCCACACGGAGACGUCAAGGUCCCGGCUCAUCAUUUACAACGCCAUCAUCGAGGACGCGGGCAUCUACCGCUGCCAGGCCACAGACGCCGGCGGUCACACGGAGGAGGCCUCCGUCGUGCUGGAGAUCUACCAGAGGCUGACGUUUCAGGAUGUCCAGUCACCGCAGGAGUUCCGCCACGGCGAGACGGCGGAGGUGGUGUGUGAUGUCAUUAGCUCACCAGUGCCCGUGGUGGUGUGGUACUACCAGGAUAGGGAAAUCACUGAGGAGCACCACAGCAAGUUCCAGGUGCUGGCAAACAACAACCUACAGAUCCAUCAGGUGACCAAGGCCGACGAGGGCGUGUACCGGUGUGAGGCCAGCGUCGAGGCCCGCGGAGAGAUCGAUUUCGUUGACAUCGCUGUGGUCGUCAACGUCCCUCCGGUGUUGUCAGUGUCCCAGCAGUCCUUCAAUGCCACAGCUGACUACCAGGAAUCGGUCACCUUCACUUGCAUCACCUCUGGAUCUCCUGACCCUGUGGUCACGUGGCACAGGAAAGGGCAGCAGCUGGAGCCGUCAGAGCAGCACUUCUUCAACAGGCUGGAGGGCGGGCGCAGCAUGCUGACCAUCCGCAACAUCCGGCAGGGCGACGGGGGUACCUACUCCUGCAAGGCCACCAACAAGGCGGGAUCUCAGGAAAGAGAGCUCUUCCUCAAAGUGUUCAUCCAGCCCCAUAUCACCCAGCUGAAGAACGUGACAGCCGUGGAGGGCAGCGCCGCCAUGAUCUCCUGCGUGGCUGAGGGCGAGCCUCUGCCCGACAUCUCCUGGAGGAGAGCCAGCGACGGCCAGACCUUCGUGGACGGAGACAAGAGCCAGGACGGACGUUUCGAGGUCCGCGGUCGCCACGGCAAGUCGGUACUGGCCAUCAGCGGCGUGAGGCUCGCCGACUUGGGCCGCUUCGACUGCGAGGCGCUCAGCAGGAUCGGAGGUCACCAGAAGAGCAUGUUUCUGGACAUUGAGUACAUACCAAAGUUCCUGACCAAUCACACCAUCUAUUACUCGUGGGAGGGGAACCCGGUGAACAUAAGCUGCGACGUGAUGUCCAACCCUCCCGCCACCAUGCUGUGGAGGAGAGAGCGCUUCACCAUCUCUGCGGAGGGAACGGCCAACACGCGGGUGCACAGCGCAGAGGGCAAGUCUGUGCUGGAGGUGACUCCUAUGUCCGACAGGGACUUUGGCCGCUACAACUGCACAGCCAGGAACAACAUAGGAGUGCGAUACCAGGAGUUCAUCCUGGCCCAGGCAGACGUACCAUCGAAUCCGUACUCGGUGCGUCUGUCGGCCGUCUCCCAGCGCCUGGCGACCGUCACCUUCAUGAAGCCCGACUCGCACGGCGGCGUGCCCAUCAGCUACUACCUGGUCCAGUACAAGGAGGUGGGCUCGCAGGACUGGAGGGACGUCAAGUCGCACAGUGUCCAGACAACAGUGGUGCUGACAGGACUGGAGCCCAACACGACGUACGAGGUCCGAGUGGCGGCUGUCAACGGGAAAGGUCAGGGGGAGUUCAGCCACACGGAGACCUUCCAGACUUUACCCAUCCGAGAGCCAAGUCCGCCGGCGGUCCACGGCCAGAGAGGAAUGGGCAAGGCCUACAGGCUGGGGCUGGUCAAGCAGGACGAUGGAGGGAUGCCCAUCGUGGAGUACAUAGUCAAGUACAAGACUGAUAAAGAGGAACAGUGGAUGACCAAGCUGGUUCCAGGGGCGAAUGAUUUUGCGAUGCUUCAGCCGCUGCAGUGGAACACGAGAUAUGAGGUGGAAAUCACGGCGCGCAACGUCAAGGGCCUGUCGGAGCCGACCUUCUAUCAGUUCUUCAUGCCACAGAAACCAGACAUUACAGCAGAAUCCCUGUUCAGCGGCCUGGGGCUGGGGGCGGUGGUGGGCCUGGGCCUGGGAGCGCUGCUGCUGCUCCUCGUGCUGGUGGACAUCAGCUGCUUCUUCCUGCGUCACUGCGGCCUGCUGAUGUGCAUCACGCGCACGCUAUGCAGCAAGAAGACAGCCACCAGCGGCAAGGGCAAAGAAAUGGAGGAGGGCAAGGCCGCCUACCUGAAGCUACCGCUGAAGGAAGAAAAUGGAAAAGAGUCUCUCAAGCCGGAUACGAUUGAAAUCAAAGUGCACAGUGACAACAGCAUCCACACAAAGCCUGACGACAGCAAAGCGUAAAAAAAAUAUAUAUGAUUAAAAAAAAAAAAAAAAAAAAAAAAAAAAAUGGUCGGUCCCCUCGCCACCAAAAGAACAUUCGGAUCAUGAGACCAAAACCCGGAGAAACUACAACACUGGAAAAUAGUGGAGUAAAAUACCAUAUCUGUUUAUAACAAUGCCCCAGUGAAAGGCAUAUGUAAAUACAAAUAAUAGAGAGAAAAUAGAAAGGAAGAAAGGGUCAACCUUUUAGACACCUUGGGUGAUAAAUGUAUCAUGUUCUUAUAAACAUGGCAUCAGUGGAAGGCUCUUGUUGAUCAAUGAUUGUAGAUUAUUUUUGGCUUUUGUUUGUCUCAUUUUUUGUUGUGUGAUUACUUGUUUUUUUUUUUUCGUUUUUUUGUUGUUCUUUUUUUUUUACAAUCCACAUAAGACUUUCAUGCAUCUCCAGCGCCCUAUCCCCUCCGCCCACACACACACACACACACACACACACACAUAUACACACUUCUAUGACACAAUCACAAAUGCAGGCGUGUAAGCUAGUAUGCUAGUGUGGCCCUAAGCUCACUCUGCUAAUGCUCUUGCUUUUUUUUUCUUUUUUUCUGUCAGGGCGAAUGCAUGGGCCGAGCCAACCGCUGCAGGAAUAGCAUAGUGAUUUAAACCCGAUCUGCCUGUUUCCAUACCUGAGUGUUACACUGCAGCAACCCCUUUUUAUGCCUGUAAUGGCCGAUCUAGGUGUCUGGCUAAUGAGAGGCAAACGCUGUAGUGUUUUGUUUCAUGCGAGCUGGCUUCAAUAACAAAAGGUGAACCACUCCUAAUGAGAUUUGAGGCUUCGGGUUCUCGUGAGUUGCAUUUGUUCCCGGUAACAUUGAAAACUUGUAUCAAACAGGACCUAAUCAUUAAUUAUUAAGACAAAUUUGGACUUGAUUAAUGUUGUCUGAAGGGCUGUUGUGGAUUAUAGUUUGUGUUGCAGGAAAGCAAGCUUAAAAAAAAACAAAAAAAAAAAUCUUGACAAAAAGAAAGAAUGUGUUGCAGUCUAUGGAGUGUACAGUAUAAUACCACACAUGUGCAUUGAUGUCACUGUUGGCAAAGCCUUUUAUAUUGACACGGAAUAUUGUUGACAGUCUUCAGCUGUCUCAUGUGCAUACAUAUGUUUUUACUCAUCUGUGUUUAAACUGCAUUGUUGCAGGGUCAACUGUACUGGCAGCCAAUGUUCGCUUUGGUAGACACCUUGGGAAAAAAAAAAAAAAAAAAGGUUUUGUCCUGAGUGGCGUCCCACAAACGCACUGAAUGGUGUCAUGUUAAUCGUUGCUAUUUGUUAAAAGCAGGAAAACGGAACGGGGACAAACAAGUGUGCUGACAAGAAAAUAGAUCAACAUGUGUGUCAUGUAUGUUUUUGAUGAUAUACAUCAAUUCCUUUAUUCAUUCCUGUGUCCAAUCUGCCUCAGAUGCAUUUUUUUUUUUUAAACCUUUAAUUUUUUUUCCUCAGUCUGAUCGCUAUUGUCUCUGAUGUUGUCAUGUGUUGUACAUAGGUGAAAAAAAAAGAAUAUUUUACAAAGCUUUUAUGUAAAUAUACCCUAAAGGAUGUGUCUUUUUUCAAAAUGCAACAGGCUUUUUUGUGAACGCUCCUCAGAUGAAAAGCUGUUCUCUGUUUUUUUCUUUCUUUUUUUUCUUUUCUUUUUUCUUCUUCUUCUUAUGUUGUGUUUUGGUCCAAAGUUCAGUGAUGGUGUAAUAUUGCUUUUUCUAGUCAUUUGCUUUCCCUUAAGAAAAUCCAUGCCCUAAGGCUAUUUCACAGCAUUUCAAUGGAGGCAGUAAUUACGGCAUUAGUGUGCCUUCUCUUUUUCUUUUUUCCUCCUCCCUCGUGGCCCGAUGCCGCUGCAGCAGUGUAGACUAUCAAAUGGGUUUUUGAUCGUGGCGUUGCUGCUUUUUUUUUGGUUUGCUACAGAAUGUGACAGAAGAUUGACUUUUAUCGUGAUGCUGUGAAUUCUGGGAAAUGUAGUCGUAGGACAGCGGGUUCAAGUCGACGACACUGGACAAAAACAACUACCUAGUACAACUAGAUGUCAGGUUGAUGCUGUAAGUCUUGAGUACACAGUACAGUGAUGGGCUGCAGAAAUCUGGCUUUAAUGCCAUGCAUCAUCACAUGCGUGUGUGAGUGUGCGUCGGUGUGUGUGUGUGUGUGUGUGUACGCAUACAUGUGUGAGCGGGUGAUUACACUUGUCUACAUGAAUCAGGUUGCAUGUAUGUCUAUUGAAUGUAUCUGCACGUACUGUAAGUGAAUCUGUGUGUGUUUGUGAGUGUGUGUGCCCAUUUAGAUUUUUCACAAUAAGAGUCUCCCAAUUACAAAUAAUAUACUAAGUAAAUGAAAGAGAUAAAAACUCAAAAUCUUGGCAUAUAUUUUGUUAUAAUUUACUUGUUAGUUUUGUUAACUAUUUAUAUUGGAUUAAAGUGUGUUACUGAGCACACUUCCAGCGCCAUGAUGCAUUACGCGGCUCUUCAAGUCAUAUAGGCUGUGAUGACCACAUGCCAGGUAUGAAUAUCCCGAGUGCUGUGAGCGUACGAGUGUUUCUCUUUGAGUGUGGAGUGAGUUGGCGAGAGCUCUCACGCAGAGUUCCAGAGUGCGCUCUGAUAGCUAAAACCUGAUUAUGUAGUUCUCGACAGUGAUUAAUUCCCCAGGCUGCAGCACUCCACUGCAUGUGACUGCGAGCCCCCACUGCCGCCCCAAAUUCCUGCCUCUCAGACUCCAUCGGUUUUUAUCUCAGACCUCGUAGCGCUGGCUUUGUUUUCUCACCGCGAGCCCUUGUUCCUGUAUAUCUCAAAUGGAUGGUCCUGCCAUGGAGUGGUUCCGCUGCCUGUUACGAUGACUGUAAAUAUGGGAGCACAGUGCCUGGAGGCUAUACGAUUUGUACAUGUUCUUUUGUAUUUGAAUAUGAGUCUAAAUCCCCGAACCACCCCCCCACCGCUCGCCUCUCCUCUCCCCUCCCCUCUUGUCCUUCCUCUCUGUCUCCUCCACCAUGCCUUUUUCUGUCGGGGGGUAAAACAGGUGUGUUUGAGCUCAGUGUACAGUAUGUGUCCUCUUUGUCCCCAUGCUCCCUGUGUCCCUUGGACUGUCCCCCGCUGAGUUUGCUCUGUGAAGGAGGUGGGAACUAUUGAUGUCUCUCUGUACGUACCUGUGGAACACUUGUGACUCCUGUCAUUUGCCGCUGUAAAUAAACAUGUCCUGGUAGAAGA
Molecule: messenger RNA, 6390 nt
Organism: Seriola aureovittata
Lineage: Eukaryota; Metazoa; Chordata; Actinopteri; Carangiformes; Carangidae
Product: neural cell adhesion molecule 2-like
Exons: 22
Coding region: 784-3183 (799 amino acids)
Biological process (GO): cell adhesion
Cellular component (GO): membrane
Molecular function (GO): protein binding
Source: RefSeq, a predicted model, not a curated record